Messenger RNA from Cucurbita maxima (winter squash), 1375 nucleotides. Its product is annotated as photosynthetic NDH subunit of subcomplex B 2, chloroplastic. Gene Ontology annotation, molecular function: catalytic activity; carbohydrate binding. Bases 134 to 1210 code for a protein of 358 amino acids. The record is from RefSeq and is a predicted model, not a curated record. The transcript has 3 exons. Gene Ontology annotation, biological process: carbohydrate metabolic process. NCBI's taxonomy places the organism in Eukaryota, Viridiplantae, Streptophyta, Magnoliopsida, Cucurbitales, Cucurbitaceae.
GUGGAUAAAGGGACCAAAAUAGAACUCCAAAGGAAGACAUUGGUGGGAGAGUAAGGUAAGGAUGAGCUUAGGACACUCUUCUUCAACUCUGUGUGGAAGCCAUUAAUUCCUCCUCUUUAUCUCUCAAUCUCCCAUGGCUUCUCUGGUUUGCCUUCCCCUCCCAAAGCUAAGCAUUGUUAGGGCUUCUUCUUCUUCUUCUUCUUUUUCUUCUUCCCUCUCUCCUUCUGCAACUUCCCCUUUACCCGCCGAUUCUCUCAACGACAAAUUUGGCCGCAAGGGCAUCCACUUCCACCAGUCUAAUGGCAUUCCCACCGUCGACCUCACCGUCCGCAACGGCAGCUCCUUACGCCUCCACAUCUCCGAUGCCCAUAUCACUUCCUACAAACCCAAAGUCUAUUGGAAGGACGACGGCUUCGAGGAAGUUCUCUUCACUACUCCCGCCGCUAAUGGCGGAAAAGGAGGAAUUGGCCUUGUGAUCAACGAUGCGUCCAAUUCAGCCUCUAAAUCCUCUCUUCUUCCCACUUCUGAUUGGACCGUCAAAGAUGUCGAUUCCGAUGCCAUUGAUGCUCUCCAGGUGGAGUUGAGCUGCAGUAGCAAGCAAAUGGAGAUUACUUACAUUGUCACUCUCUAUUCCGAAAGUAUGGCGACGGCUGUGAUUGUGAAGAACACGGGACCAAAGCUGUUGUCGCUAAACAGCGCAAUACUGAGUCAUUUCAAGUUCAAACGACGAGAUGGGGCAGCAAUCCAGGGGCUUGAAGGAUGCUCCUACUGUUCUCUCCCCCCAUUAUCUUCCCCUUUUGAAAUACUGUCUCCGACAGAAGCAAUGAAGGCAGAGGACCCCGAUUGGUUCUCGUUCGGCUCUGAGCCUCAAGAAAAGGCAGGUUCGUGGAGCCUCCAAGAUGUGCCCUUUACCAUCUUGAAGAACAAGUUCAGUAGAGUUUAUGCCGCACCACCAGCAGAGAGGUCGAAGCCUGUAUAUCACACCACACCUUCGAAGUAUGAGACUCUUGAUCAGGGACGAGAGCUGUUCUUCAGGGUGAUAAGAAUGGGGUUCGAAGACAUAUACUUACAAAGCCCUGGUUCAUUAUCUGACAAGUUUGGCAAAGACUACUUCAUAUGCACUGGCCCUGCUUCCAUGUUAGUUCCUGUCACAGUCAAACCUGGUGAACAAUGGAGGGGCGCCCAAGUUAUUGAGCAUGAUAACUUGUAAUGUAUUAUUUCCUCUUUAAUCUUCAUAUUUUUACCCAAAUUCAUUAUCAAAUGAACACCUGAUCAAGUACAAGUAGCAGCUAAAAUAUUUACAUAUGCUCCUCUAUUUUCGAGAACUUGGUGUACGAGCUUCUUUGUUUAUACAAUAAAUCCACCGACUUCCCAA